Molecule: messenger RNA, 474 nt
Organism: Durusdinium trenchii
Lineage: Eukaryota; Dinophyceae; Suessiales; Symbiodiniaceae
Source: the annotation of a GenBank genome assembly
AUGAUGUCCACCCGAGGCUUCGUGAAUGGCGACACCUGCUGGUCCCUGUGGUCUGAGCUGUCUCAGCAGAUCAAGGAGCAAGAACAGCGGGAGCACCGUGUCUCCUAUGUCUGCAUCGCACCGGACCGUGGCUACUUUGUGCUCUUCGAGAGUGGUGGAUGGGCCCAUAACCGCUUACCCGAGAGCCUCCGGUGCUUCCUCACGCAGAACCGGGAGCGGCUGUCACAGGUGGACACCAUGAGCGUGUCCCACGAGGGCGCCUGGUUCGUCUCCUUCCGCGAUGGCCUGAAGCCUCGCUGGCGCUGCGACCGGCUGCCGCGCCGCUUAGGGGAACGACUCUUGCAGCUGAGUGGUGGAGAUUGGAAGAUCCAAUCUGUGGAAUUCGGUUUCGAUGGCUCGUGGCUACUGCGCUUCGAUAGCUUCGAAGGGGCUCAAAAGGAAAGAGAGACGCGGCUCGCUCUGUGGGCAGUUUGA